AUGGUCCUUUCUGCUUCCACAAAUAUCUUACUCUGCCUUUCGUCAUUAUCUUCCAAGUUGACUUCAAACACUAUUGAAUACGUUCAUAGCUUUGAGUAUUCCAUUCCUAUGCAGAGGAGCCUUUGCGAAGUAGACAGUCCCUUUCCCAUUCACGGUAGGCUUUCCUCUCCUGUAGCCUAUGUUGUUUACUGUUUGUUGAUGUUUUGGUCUUGUAUUUUGAACUCCUUAUUUUCGAUCUUUUUUAGAUCAGGAGAUUUAUGGUCGUACGCGACGAAUGUUGGUAUUUUUCUUUGUUUUUGUUUACAGUUGAAGCUUUGCGGCGCGUCAAUCUUCGCGUUGUUUUUGAAAAAUAUAAUGAACAGCCGUUCAAUCUGGUGUAAACACAUCUUUACAAACCGUCAACAAUCGUUCCGAAAGAUAUUUAUAACGAAUAAACCGCUGGUAACUAGCGGCAAAGCUUCUCAGCAUGCGAUCCAUUUUAAGGCUAGUUUCGAAAACAGGCGUUACACGAACGAUCAACUUUGCAAUGCUUCAAAAGUGAUGGCAAUCAUCCUAAACAUCAAAAAGCAAAUUACCAAAAUUAGAUGA
Molecule: messenger RNA, 588 nt
Organism: Torulaspora globosa
Lineage: Eukaryota; Fungi; Ascomycota; Saccharomycetes; Saccharomycetales; Saccharomycetaceae
Exons: 1
Coding region: 1-588 (195 amino acids)
Source: RefSeq, a predicted model, not a curated record